GCACAGCUAGGCCCAGGGGCACAGAGAUGAAGUGCUGAGAAGUUCUGUGCUUUUUCCAGCAUUCUAGUGAAGUGCGCCCAGCCAGAGCUUAUCUCGUUUUGUCCUCCCCAUCUUCUCCUGCUUUCCACCACGCUACGUUUUCAAGCAGCAGCAACUGAUCGCCCCCCUGCAUACUCCAAAAAAGUAUUGGCAGGCACCCGUUUUUGAGGCUAAAAUGCAGGCCAGCAUUUCAGCAUGUGUCCUUCCUAGUGUUGGAAGUCUGCUUGAUGGGUCCAUCAACAAGACCCCCAGGUUCGGUGAGGGGGUAGACGAGGUAGCCUCAUCAGAGGGCAGUGCAUUGAGCGAGCAGGGCAAGGAGAAGGAGAAGAUUAUAACUGAGGGAUGGCUGGAAGGAAGCGCUUUUCAGAUUGCAUUCGUGUCCCUUUGCCUGGCCACCGCACUGGUGCCAGUGGCCCCCAAGUUUGAGUUCUCCGGGCAGCUCUACAUGACCAUCAUCGCAUCGCUGACCAUCUAUGUUGGCAGCCACAGAAGUCUGAAGGGCCAGCUCCCGAGCAAGAUGACGUUAAAAAACAGCUUUGCGGUACCGUUCUUCUCAUCGGCGGUGCUGUUUGGGUUCUGGUGUCUACUCAAAUACUUCCCGGACCUGGACCUAAAAGUGGUUCUUAAGAGCUACCUGUUUCUCGUGGGGACGAUCGCGGUUGGGAGCAACGUUGGCGAGCCGCUCGCACGACUCUUGCAACCACUAGCCGCCAUCAAGACGAGCAUAACCUUCCCAAAGUGGCUGAUCCAAGACCAAGGCGAGGCCGUGACCUCAGAUGUCCGAGCGACGGACUUUCUAGCAGCGGCGAUUGGGAUUGUAAUCUCGGUCAUCAACGUGUUUCCGGACGCGCCGUACAGUGUCAACAACUUCAUAGCCAUAUGCUUGGUCUCUGAGCUCCUGCAGACACUCUCCCUCGGAAGUUUCGUGACGGCGGCCGCAUUGCUGGCCGGCCUCCUAUGUUACGACGUGUUUUGGGUGUUCGGUUCGCCGUCAGUGAUCGGCGACAAUGUCAUGGUGACGGUCGCGACAUCCAAGUCGUUCCUGAGCAGCCCCAUGAUGCUCCAAUUCCCGGUGCUCAACCCCGGGCCCUCGGGGCGCGGCUUUACCAUCCUCGGCCUGGGCGACAUAACAGUGCCCGGCCUGCUUAUCGCGCUCGCCCUUCGCUUCGACCGGUAUCGAAAUUCGAACUCAAACGAGGGGACCGGUGAGGCUAGUACGAGCAACCGGGAGGGGGCCUCCGGGUGGGAGUGGCUCGACAGCAUUGACGAUAAGACCUACUUCCGGACGUGCCUCGCUGCGUAUUGCGUGGGACUCGGCGUAACUUUUGUUGCCAACAGCUUCUCCGGUGCUGCCCAGCCCGCCCUGCUGUACCUGGUUCCGGCGGUGCUCUGCGGAGGAUCACUUGCGGCCGUUCAGCGGGGCGAGUUCCGCGCGGUUCUGGAUUAUAAAGAUCGAGCAGGGAUGGAGGAGGCUGUUCCAGAGCCCAUUGAAGUUGUGGACUCGGACAAGCUCCUAAAAUGAAGAGGUCGUUGGCUUUGGUGUUUCCAAAUUGGAAAUCAGAGGAUACGGUGGGCCCGACUCGAUUCUGCAUGAAGCGUACGAGUUAGGACACCUUGGCUUGAUAUAAAGCUAUGCUUCAGCGGGUUCGAAUUGAUGUUCGAUCACAGCGACGAGUAUGUAUAGCUAUGGAUCGAAGGACGGACCGACUUAGCAAAAAUGGUCUAUGCAGAUCGUACGUGCACCAACACCCCCUGCCAGCAUACCAUUCGACCAUGUAGGCACUGGUACAGCGAGGCGAGCCUAGUUGACGAAUGAUCAGCCUCGUGUCUUGACACCAGAUUGCAGCAAACAAGUUGCU
Molecule: messenger RNA, 1898 nt
Organism: Klebsormidium nitens
Lineage: Eukaryota; Viridiplantae; Streptophyta; Klebsormidiophyceae; Klebsormidiales; Klebsormidiaceae
Source: the annotation of a GenBank genome assembly